AGAGUGCCGAAGUCACCGGUGAUACGGAUUUUCGCGACUUUUGGGAUCUACCGGAUUGCCAGCUGAUACUGACAACGCCCGAGAAAUGGAAUUCGAUCACGCGCCGAUGGCGCCAGAAUGUCAAUUUUGUUCGAUUGAUCAAACUGCUGAUGAUCGACGAGGUACACAUUCUGAGCGAUCAGUACCGGGGACCCACUCUGGAGGCAGUGGUUUCUCGGAUGCGCAGCAUUCAUCGGUUUAUCGGAACGCCGGAGGAACCGAUGAGGAUAAUCGCACUCUCGGCAACGAUUCCCAACGUGGUGGACUUGGCCGCUUGGGUGGGAGAAGGGAACACUAAGUGUUACUACAAUAUCGCUGAAUCUCGCCGUCCCAUUAAGAUUGAAAAACACGUGCUGGGUUUCAACUGUGAUACCAGCACCUCAUCCUAUCGAUUCGAUCUGAACCUGAACUAUAAACUUUUCGACAUCAUUCGGAAACAUUCGAGCGGCCGACCGACGCUUGUGUUCUGCAGUACCCGGAAGGCGGUGGAAAUUGCUUCCAACCACUUGUUGCAGUUUCAUACGCUAAAUCUUCCGGCGGAGCAGAGAAACACCCUUUUCGCUGUAGCUGGUCGAAUUUCUAACGAGGAGCUGAAACUGCGCUUGGUGGCAGGCUUUGCCUACCAUCACGCCGGGCUGAACUUGGCCGAUCGAAGCGUGCUGGAGGAAGCCUUUCGAGCGGGUCACAUUCCGGUGCUGUGUUGCACCAGUGCGCUGGCCAUGGGGGUCAAUUUGCCUGCCCAUUUGGUGAUCAUCAAAUCGACGGAGAUGUAUACCGAUUACGGGAUGGAGGAGUAUCCCGAGAGCAGUAUUUUUCAAAUGAUCGGUCGAGCCGGCAGACCCCAGUUUGACACCUUUGGUGUGGCAGUCAUUAUGACCCAACGGGCGAAGGUGCAAAAAUACGAACGUCUCGCCGCAGGAUCCGUCCCGAUCGAGUCGUACCUGCAUCAACAUUUGGCCGAGCACUUGAACUCGGAGAUCGUACUGCAAACCAUCACCGACCUGCGCACCGCGAUGGACUGGAUUCGGUCAACUUUCCUCUACGUCCGUGCCCUCGCCUCCCCAACCCGGUACGGACUUUCGGUGGCCGGCGAUCACAAUCGAUCACAGAUCGAGCAAAAACUGGAAGAACUUUGCCGCACAGAACUGAACGCUUUGGAAGCUUACUCCCUGACGGUGAUCGGUAAAGAUCGAGGUGCCAAUCCUGACGAGCCACUAACAAUUAGUUCCACUGUCUACGGACGUCUAAUGGCACAGUACUGUCUCAGCUUCCGGACCGUGAAAUUACUCCGAAAGAUCAAAGGCACCGAACCCCUGCUGGAAGUGUUCACCAUCCUAACGCAUUGUGACGAGUUUACGGCCUUCAAGUGUCGCAACAGUGACAAACGUGCCCUAAACGAGUUGAAUCGUUCGACAGCGAAGGCAACAAUCCGUUUCCCGCUACGAGGUCGCAUCCAAACAACAACAACCAUGGUGUCCUGUCUGCUCCAGGCAGUGCUGGGAAAUUUACCGAUUGGGCAGCACUCGCUGCAACAGGAAGCAGCCCGAAUGAUCACGCUCGGCCGUCGGUUGAUCAAAUGUAUCGCUGAGUUCAUCUACGUCGGUCGAGAGACCGAGGAAGCUAGCGUCUAUCAGGCUCUACUGAAUACCCUAAUCUUAGCCCAAUGCUUAGAAACGAAACUGUGGGAAGAUAGCCCGUUUAUUACCAAGCAACUCAAGGGAAUCGGACCGGUUUAUGCUGGUCAGUUGGCCGCUAGAGGAAAAACUAGCUUUCAGGAGAUCCUCAACACAGAUCCAAGGGAGCUGGAAGUGAUUCUCAAGAAGAAUCCCCCGUUUGGUAAUGAAAUGAUCGAUUUCAUUCGCAAACUGCCUCGUUUUUCCAUCGAGCUUUCGAUGAAGGAAGACUACAUGAUGGAAUUCGUGGUGACUCAAACCAAUGCAGAUUACGACAAGCAGCUGACGGUGAGAGUGACCCUGCUUGUUGGGGAUACCGCUAACACUGUAUUAUUCUUCAAAGAUAAUUGUGACGCCAGUUUCGGAGGUAAUUGCCGCUACGCGGCAUCGUUCAAGCUGACCGAUGCCACCGUAGCAAGCGCAACUGGCCACGUAAUCUGCGUCAACUGGACCGGUCUUGAUUGCUCCCAGACCGUAUCGAUCAACGGAGACGCAAAUGUCGAAUUACAGAAGCGACGAUCUCGGAAAGCAAACAAUCACUCGUCUAUGUUGAUAACCGAGUUCUAUCAGAAGGAAACGCGUACCGAAGUGAACGAACCCCCCGUAGAAGUCCACAGUAGUCCCGAAACCCGUCCGCUGGAUGCGUUCCGCUUUAACCGAAAGCAGAAGCUAACGUUAAACUCGGAAACUAUUAAACCCCACGAGGAACCCACAAUUAGCCUCCUCAAUUCCCCAGAACCAGUGGAAAAACGACCGAAGCAGGAUUUCCUUACUCACGACGCAAUUUUCCAUCAACCAACGAAGGCCUUUCGUACCCAGCUAGCGAUGCCCGAGUCUCCCAUACCACACUACCGAGGUAUGACCCGCCAGGAAUACUUCAUCGAUAUGCACCGCAAAAACCCGUACCUUCUGUUCGGUCACCCUAAUCAACAUCCUUUGCGACUUUCGAAUCCCGAGGGAGGGGUUGGUUCUGGUCGACGACGAGUUUGUAUUUUUGGUGUGUUUACCGAAAUUCCAGACCGAAGGCAGGCAUGUUUCGAGACGAACGACAGACGGGACAGGCUUGGGAGAAGAAGUUGCACUGCUUCCGCUGGUGAAAGACGACCUCUGCGGCAGUUGGAUUUGGGAAUCGCCGAUUUCUUGGCCUCUCCACCCAGAAUGCAAAAAGAGGAUUUCUUCAAGUAAGUACAAUAAACCAUAUUGUACCUUAACCCCCUCAAAACA
Messenger RNA from Wyeomyia smithii (pitcher-plant mosquito), 2936 nucleotides. RefSeq names its product probable ATP-dependent DNA helicase HFM1. The transcript has 9 exons. Bases 150 to 2897 code for a protein of 915 amino acids. The record is from RefSeq and is a predicted model, not a curated record. NCBI's taxonomy places the organism in Eukaryota, Metazoa, Arthropoda, Insecta, Diptera, Culicidae.